GUAAGGAUCUUACCUUCAUGGCAGUGAAACAAAUUUCAUUCAACCUUCUUCAACAAGCUUCUGCCUUCUAGACUCUUGAGAAUUAUUCAUCCAAAGAUUUACAUUCAUGGCCUUUGGAAAACCCGCCGUCUUAUGUUUUUCCCUCUGCUACUUGCAAAGUACGUUGCUAACCACUAGAGGGGAGGAGACUGCUGGUCCCCUCAACUACUACACCAUUGAGAUAGACGAGGGAGAGGACGUAGCCAGAGACGUGGCUAAAAGGAAUGGGUUAGAGUACGUCCUGCCGGUUGGAAAUCUAAAAGGGUUCUACAUCUUGAAGUCUCCAAGUAAACAAUUCAGGAAAAGAAUCAGAAAACGAAGCACAGAGCAACUGCUGAAACGGCUUUCCCAGGAUCCCCAGAUCAAGUGGGCAGAACAACAAGAUAUCCAUGAAGUGGAAAAACGAGACAGGGUUGUUUUACCUGAUCUUCCGUUCCUUUCCAAAAAUGACAGCAUCGACUCAUUCUUUGAAACACUAGAGCAAGAGAAGAAAGAUGUUAUCCCUAAAGCAAUCUUCAAUGUAAUGAACUCAGAAAAUAAAAAAGGAAAGCCACUUCAGUUUAAUGACCCUAUGUGGCCUGCACAGUGGGAACUGUUCAACACUGGCCAGACCAAUGGACCAAAGGGAUUCGAUAUCAAUGUAAUGCCAGUUUGGAAGAAAAAUAUAACUGGCUCUGGAAUUGUUGUGACAAUCAUAGAUGAUGGUGUUGACCACACAAACACAGAUUUAAAGAAAAACUAUGAUCCUCAUGCCAGCUUUGAUUUCAAUGACCAUUUUGAUGAUAAACAUGAUCCACUUCCUGAUAAUAUAAGUGGAUCUAAUGGUCAUGGAACAAAAUGUGCUGGUGAAGUGGCAAUGGAGGCCAACAACAGCUUCUGUGGGGUUGGAAUUGCACAUAAUGCGAAGAUUGGAGGCAUUCGUGUCUUGGAUGGGAGAGUGACUGAUGCCUUAGAAGCUGCAUCUCUCACCUAUAAUAACAAUUAUAUUGAUAUCUACUGCUGCUGUUGGGGCCCCAAAGACAACGGGAAGAAACUUGAUGGCCCAAAAGCACUGGCAAAGAGAGCUCUACAGGAAGGAGCAGAGAAGGGUCGCAAUGGUAAAGGAAGUAUUUUCAUCUGGGCUUCGGGAAAUGGUGGUCUGCUUAAGGAUCACUGCGGUGCUGAUGGAUAUGUGAACAGUAUUUUUACAGUGGCAGUUGGAGCUGUCAGUAACUUUGGCCUCAGCACCUUCUACUCAGAGGCUUGUCCAGCAGUUAUGGCAGUAAUUCCUACAGGAGGAGCAAGUAAACUUCCAACGGUUAGAAAUAAGGCAGUGGAGGAACAAACCAUGGUGACAACAGAACUUGACAAUGAAUGCACCAAAACCUUCAGAGGCACUUCAAGCGCAGCUCCAAUGGCAGCUGGUAUAAUUGCAUUGGUCCUUCAGGCUAAACCCAGUCUCACAUGGCGUGAUGUGCAGCACCUGAUCGUUCGAACCUCUAAAAUCUCUGACCUUUUGAACAAAGAAUGGAAGAUUAAUGGAGCGGGUUACCACAUUCACCACAAAUAUGGAUUCGGUUUACUUGAUGCUGGGCGAAUGUUGAAGGCAGCCCUUAAGUGGAAAAGCCUGGGUCCUCAGAGAAAGUGUGUGGUUAAUUAUGGUCCUCAACUGAAAAAAGCUAUUCCUGCAAAAGGUUCUCUGACACUGAAUCUGACAACAAAUGCGUGCAUGGGUACUAUGAAUGCAGUUGACACACUUGAGCAUGUACAGGUGACCAUCACCCUGUCAAGCAUCUGUCGUGGUGAUCUUGAAAUUUCUCUCAUCUCUCCAUUUGGAACCAAAUCUAAACUACUUGCAGUCCGUUCUGCAGAUGAAAGCCAGGCAGGACUGAGAAAUUGGACGUUCAUGAGUGUCCAUCUUUGGGGAGAGAAACCCGAAGGAGCCUGGAUUCUUAUUAUUACAGAUCAUGCCAAUUCUGUCAAAGGUUGUGAGAGAAGUGACCAUGAAUCGACAUCAGGAUCCAUCACCAAGUUUAAGCUAACGCUAUGGGGAACCUACAUGAUUGAGCUCCCCAAAAGGGAAGAAAUUAUGGAACUUGACAGUAUUCAACAUGGUAAAAACAAUCAAAGGCUGGCAAAUAUCAGAAAUUUGGUGGAACGAAAGCAAAUAGAUGGGCGACUAGCUGAAGCUUUUUUUCAUGAAAAUACUAAAAGAGUGGAAGCAGAUGAUAUUCCCUUUACAUGCUCAGAUUCAAAGUUAUGUGCAAAUGUAAAAAACACAAGCGUUCCAAGCACUAACUUGGGAGAAACGCUGCUGAAUUUCUGGUACUCCCUGCUGAACAAAACUAACAGAAAUAUUCAUCAUGCAAGAUCAUUGCUAGUGAGUAAAGAUGACGUGCAGGCUAUUGAUGAAGCUUAGGCUCAAUAUCGAAGAAACAAUGUACUGCCUGCUGUGGCUGCAGAAGAGUAGAUCAAGGAUCCAGCAUCUUCAUUGAUAGCUUCCUCGAGCAGUAGCAUAGCAAAUAAUGUCCAAAAAGGCAAAGGUGAUGGAAAAUAUGGAGAAGACCUUUAAGAAAAUAAUUCAAGACAAGAACAUUCUCAAUGACACAAAAUGAAAGCAUUUGAAAGCUCCACCAAAAAUAAGUAAAAUCAUACGUAACAUAAAAGGGGUAAAUAUUUGCCUCAGGCAGUAGCGCUAAACAGAUGUUGUUGUACCACUUAAUAUUCUUUUCUGUUGAAGCCAGUGCAACUGAAUAUUGGGAGGGGAGGAUAACAGGAGUGGAGGGGGGAGGCAGUGGCUGAUACCAUAACAUCCAUUUAGUACCAUCUCUCAAGACAAAUUUCUGCCCCUAAAACCUCUUCAGAAGGCAAUACACAGUAAAUGAAAAUAUUUCAUUCACAAACCACUAUACUAGUUGUUGGUAUUUUUAGGGAACAAGAUAAUCAUGAAUUCAAUAUCCAAUAUAUAUUUGGGGGGGUGACUCGACCAAGUCCAAACUCAGUAUUUCUUCCUCUUUUCUAAUGUUCAGUGCUAUCUUUCUGGAAAGGGUAAGGUGGUGAAUAAUUUUGAUAAGGCUUUAGAAAAGAUACUAAUAACUGUAUCUAAUAUACAAAAUUACAGCUUGAAGUUCUACUGGAUUCUCUUUAUCUCCUUCUGUAACUUCUGCAGAACAUCAGCAGAACACCCUGGAGAAAUUGCAUAAAGGGCCAUUUUAGUGUUUACCCUGUCUCUCCAAAGAUUCUGACCACCUCCCAUUGGAAAACCCCUGGUAAUUCUAGGCAUAUGUAUCCAAGACAGUACUAGACUGUGCAUCCUGCAUAAGUGUUUUCAAAUUAGUACAUGAUUUGCAUACCAAAAUUUUCAAUUACUACUUUCAAUUCUGCAGUCUGGAAAUAUUGAAAGACUGAUUUAAGUUCACAGUUCAUCUGCAUCUUGUAUGCAUACAUGGCCCAAUUUAUUUUCAAGUUGAAUAUUCUGUUUUCAGUAACAGAUGUUUCUGAUGAUAAUAUAUUGUUAAAACCCUGUGGAAUAAGAUAUGCUGUGUGUCCUGCUCCUGGCAAUAGGAACAAUUACCUCAGCUGACUACACCUGGUGAAAGUGAUCUUUCCUCUAACUGUCACAUAUAGACAGAAGGCACUAAUCUUUACUGAGCUCUAGACAGGGUCAUUCUUUUCACUCACAUUUCUAGAGGUGUUCAACUCACUGCUUUAAAAAGGAAAAGUAAUGUGCUGCCUUUAGCUUCAUUGAGAGAGUACAGGCAAUAGAUAUUGUCCGUAAAGAGCAAGUAAUUUGAACUGCAUGAAUUUAUAAUAAAUGGUGAAUAAACUUGUGUUAAAAUUAACUAAAUUAAUCCUACUAAAGCCUGAACAACAGUGCUGCAUUUGUCUUGCCAAAAGAAAGAAGAACUAGAAAUAUUUUCUCAGGAAUGCCAUCCAAGAAGAAUCGCUACCCACCUGUAAAUAGCAAUUGAACAGCAACCAUGUUAACCGUUUAAAGUCUACUGAGCAAAUGAAUUGUUCAGUUUAUACAUUUUCACUCUCAUUAGUUCAGGGUCUUUUCAAGAGUUACGGCUGCUGCUGACCCAAUUGGGACCUAUAAUUUUUCCUCAGUGUGUGAGUUGAACUACCAGCGUAAUCUGAGUGGGCAGGGAUUAGUGUGGGAAGAAAAUGGGGUGACAUAAAUACUGAUGCUGAAGGAUGGGUGUCAAUCAGUAAUUGUAACUGCCCCUUGCAGACUGAUGUGAAGUAUACAGGACCUUUCUUGGGCAGAAGUGGAGUCCACAAGCAUGAGCCAGAAUAAUGAUUUAACACAUAUUUGUCCCAGCGAAUCAGCCUUCCCUGAGAAUCAGCCUUCCCAGAGAAUCAGCCUUCCUGGAAAGGGAUUUAAUAUGCUUUGAAACUUGUUUUAGCACCAUUUAUCUACCUGGAUAAAAAAAUAAAAUAGCCCUUUUUAAAAGUUUGUGGUUUGUGAAUGGAAUGUUUAUAAUUUUAUUAAUGAGCAACAUUGCUUUUUAGACCAAAACAAUUAUAUUCCUUUUGCUUCAGGCAUCAUUAUCACACAGACCUUAAACCAUUAUUUUUAAAUAAUACACAGAAAGGCAGCUACCAUCUAUGCUGAAAAAAGAAGACUUAAAAUAAAUUGAGUCUUAAAAUAUGAAACUAGAUAAUUUAUAAAGAUAUCUUCAGUUAUGAUUCAGUAUGCAGGUAGUGUCGAAUCAGAUUUCUUCAUAAUACAAUAAUCCAUAAUUUAAUAUUACUGGUGGAAAAUUUAACUGUCUUGUUGAUUAAUAAUACGGAGAGCUGAAUUCUACUCUGAAUUUGAUUUAUAGAAUAAUACUGAAAUUGCUUAACAAAAGUUGGGAGCUCACAUUGGUUACUUCCUCCAAUUUAUCAUUAAGAAACAUUUAUGUGAUUUUUUUUUCGUGAACAUAAUCCCUGCUCAUUUUUAUUAAUCAUUUCACUGCAGAAGCCUUUAUAGUGUAAUAAUGCCACAAUAAUUUGAUCUUCUCUUUAAGCAUUUUGUUAGCCAUGUUCUUCAAUUGCACACUUUAGAUACAAAAAAAUUGAGUAAAUGUUUUAAGGAGAUAUCAUAGUGUAUGUCAUACAAUCAUGUAGUUUUGUAAACCCACUUAAAUUAUAUAUGUUCUUAACCUGCAUGAGUGUAUCAAGACCAAAAGAUCAAAAUUCAGAUAUAUUAAAUGUGUGUAAUUAAAAGUAGCUCCAAAGAAUUGUAAUGUCACUCUAUGGUGGAAUAAGAGUUUAUGAUCCCAUUUCCCCACAUGGUGAACUUUUGAUCCACCUCAAUCCAGUCAGGGGUACCUCCAAGCAGAAACAAGGAACCUUUUCCAUUAUAAGACUGGGGAAAUUCAAAAGCGAGUCAGCCCUGACCAGUUUCACACACCUCCUACUGACUGGUUUACAUUGCAGCACUGUGAAAGUCUGUCUUUUCAGUUUUCCAACAUUGCACAAGGGGGACCCAACAAAAAAGAGAUUUAAAAUAUCUAAAGCACAGUGGAACAUUGGCAGGUGGUAACUUUACAUACUAUCACACUGAUAUUGCUAAAUUGAUUCCAUAUUUAUUACUGUUUAUUUUUGAGAAUAAACUGAUUAUGUUCAAACUAUAUUAGCGAGACAGAUAAACAGGGAAAUAUGGUCUUUCACAGGCUCAAGUGAUUUGCAAUGGAGCUGUCAACAUUUAUCCAAUACAUUCAAAUCACUGUAACUGAGUUGGGUGGGUGGGUGGUGGGUGGCGGGGAAGGUUGAUUUUGGUUGAUGGUGUAAUGUGGGCACUAAGACUUCAGCCAUCUAUUACAAAUUUCUCUUGUUUGAUGUCAAUAAAAAUGAAAAUUGGGAGAAAUGUAUAAUGGGACAUCUCAAUCGAUACUGCUGCUCAUUUGAUGUAAUCAGCCAAAGUCAAAAUUAACCCCCGGUGUUUCUAUUUUUCCCUUAUUGGCUGCAAAGCAAAAUUUGAAAACUAGUCUUAACUGCAGAAACUUAUUAGUGCCUGGAAUGAUCUUCUAAAAGUGUAAAUUCAAAAACUUUAGAAUCAAUCAGCAAGCAGUUAGGUGCUGCUAAUGGGGGACAGUAGGUUUCUGUGGACAGCUAAAAUAAAUGGGCUGCAUAUUUAUCAUUAUAAUUUAUACAUCUUAUGCUCAGUACCCAGGAGGUCUGAUUUAAAAGUACCCCACUCUUCAUAGUCGGAAACAAUGACAACGCAGAAAAUGUUUUCCAGUAGUCAUGUAAUUGUCAUCAAGAUAUUUUGUGAGCCAUGGGAUUUGUAAUUUAUAUAAUACUUUUAGCUUCUUCUAUAAUUUCUUUUACUUUCCAAUAAAACUCA
Carcharodon carcharias (great white shark) is the source of this 6355-nucleotide messenger RNA. Its product is annotated as PC3-like endoprotease variant B. The record is from RefSeq and is a predicted model, not a curated record. Bases 107 to 2437 code for a protein of 776 amino acids. NCBI's taxonomy places the organism in Eukaryota, Metazoa, Chordata, Chondrichthyes, Lamniformes, Lamnidae. Gene Ontology annotation, biological process: peptide hormone processing. The transcript is spliced from 20 exons. Gene Ontology annotation, cellular component: trans-Golgi network; Golgi membrane. Gene Ontology annotation, molecular function: serine-type endopeptidase activity.